Messenger RNA from Labrus bergylta (ballan wrasse), 2592 nucleotides. It is a transcript of the gene prr15la, whose product is annotated as proline rich 15 like a. The record is from RefSeq and is a predicted model, not a curated record. Lineage: Eukaryota; Metazoa; Chordata; Actinopteri; Labriformes; Labridae.
CGGGCAGGAGGACACAGACACACAGAGGAGAGAAAGAGGACGGGACGAGGACACAUGGAGGUUCAUGGAUGAGCACAAUAACAAAAACUCUUCUGGGCUCUGAAAUCUGUGACGUGAGUUUAACCUUUAACCUUCAGGAGACGAGUCAACAACAACAACAACAACAACGAGCUUCAUCAUCCUUCUCUCCCUCAUUGUAUCGAGUACUGACCUCUUUUGGUUCAGCCGUCGAUGACCGAAUGGAUCAAAGAUUCUCCUCUGUGAAGCAUCAGGGAUUCAGACAUCAAUUUCAGUUCUCCUGCCUGGUUUAUUAUUAACUCGCCCCGUUUGAAGCUCAGACUUCUCAGAGUGAUAUUUCAGUUAACACGCUCACCGUCCGUCACCGGAGCGUCACAGAGGUCGACGGGACGGAGCGAGACAGACGCAGCUUCACAGAGCGGAUUCUUCUGAGUUCAGUCUGAGUUCUGGAGGAGGCCGAACAUCGAUCCUGACCGACAGCUGGAGAGAGAGAAACAUCUGCUUCAAACAGCCCUCCGUCACCUGUCCAUCAUGGCCGACCCGUCCCCCGGCUGGUGGAAGCUGACCUUCCUGAGGAGGAAAAAGUCUCAGCCUAAAGUUCUCUAUGAAAUCCCCGCAGAGUCCGUCUCUAACUCCUCCUCCUCUCAGCACGGUUCAAUCACCGCCACAGGAGCCACCGCCGCUGCUGGCCACCCAGAGGACCCCCAGCUGGACGCCCGACUGGAGAGGAUCGUGGACAAAACGACAGGCAGCCGGGGGCGCCAUGUGAAGGUGUCUCACUCUGGGAGGUUCAAGGAGAAGAAGAAGGUCAGAGCGACUCUGUCGGAGAACUCUCAGGUGUUUCCAGCAGGAGAACCAAUGAGAGACGAGAACCUGAGAGCCGGGAAGUGACAGGACACACAAACGCUUCAAAUGACAUUCAGGAUCUGAACUUUCUGGUGCUUUUUCAUCUGCCGACCAUCAGGGAUAAAUUUUAAUCAUAAUAAUUCAUCAGAUUCUUUUUUUUUAAAACUUUGAACGUCGAGAACCAAAAGAGGAACAAUUUAAUAUCAGCAGGUGUCAGGUGGUCCUCGAGACCGUUUUCUGAAGGCUCAGAAUCUAAAGUAUUUGUACUCGGUCUUGUCUCGCUCUCAGACUGGGCAGACUCUGGAUUUUAAAUCAAGACCGGUCUAGACCACCACUGACAGGCUAUUUUUACACAUCAUUCCUCUGACUGUAAAUGUCUCAGUCUCGGUCUCGGAGCACUCUGGUCUCGGGUCUGUCUUAGGUCUGAGAACAAAGAAGCUCCAUUAAAGAUGAUUUUUUUUGUUUUGGAUUGCGUCAGACUCCUCAGGUGGUCACAAACACAGAAUAUGAAGUUUGAUUAGAAAGUUAGGAACACUUUAUUUUAAUGAGUUUUAUAGAGGAUGACUUUGUGUUGGCCAGCAGAAGGGCAGCACUGCUCCACACAGUCUUCCUCAAACACUCCUUCACUCAAAAUAAAAACGUUAGAAAAUUAAGUCAACCUGCAGACUCUCACGCUACGAAGGAGUCUGAGGGCCACAUCAAGGGGAAGAUUUUGUACAUUUUUUCAUUUUACAUAGCCUACUUUAUACUUUAUUAAUGCUUGGGGGAAAAUUCUGGUUUACACUCUUUAGACCUGCUUCUCUCUCACACACACAAAUACAAACAGGACCUGUGGACAUCAGUGGGGGAUGCUACACUGGGGGCUCAGUGUCUUCCUCAGUGGACACCUCUCCAGCUAACAGACCAACAUCCAUAUUUUUGGUUCUGCUCUCAUCAGGCGGAUGUCUGCUCUUCUGAUAGAACCUUUCAGAAUAAUAAUUUAACCACAACCGGAUCUAAAUCGAGUUACACAUUUCAUAUCGUACAUGUAGAUUUGUUUUUCUUUACCCCGGCCUUAAUCCUCCGUCGUAUCUCUGAAUUCAUUUUCUGUUUUGAUUUUGAUGUAAAAAUGUUCUUCAGCAUUUCUUUAACUCUCAGAUUAAUGUGUCUGUGCUCCUAAACUCAUGAGACGUUGUGUAAAUAUUUAUGUUCAAUCAAUAAAUAUUUGUGAUUUUAAAAAUAGAUCAUUUUUCAUUCAAAGCUUUAAACGUGUAGAAUGAGCUGAGUAAAAUCACAUCCUGUCCUUUAAAUGUUUUUAAGAACUUUCAGAUCUGCUGUUUUCAGUUUUCACCACAAGAGGGCGCCACCACCCCUCCUCAUUCAGAGAAGAAGCUUCUGGGAGACGUUGGCGUCCUCUAGUGGCGAGAGGCUGCAUUACACAUUACACUCAGUUAAACAACAUCCUGUAAACGGGUUUACUUGAGGGUGAGAUUCAGAAAUUAAAAACAUUAAAGUUUAAACUGUUAAAAAAGUGCAUAAGUAUUUUAUUCUGACAUCUAAAAUUUUUAAGUUUUUACUUUAAUUAAGUUUAUAUUUACAUAUUAAAAAGUGUCUUAAAAAAUCCCAGAGGCAAAGACUUUAAAAUGUAUUAUUUUUCAAGACAAUAUUUGACUUUCAGGCCUCUGUAAAAAUAAAAAGCACUGAUUCAAUUUGUGAUUAUUUGACAUUAAAGGUGACAUAUCCUCCUCC